AUGGCAACAAAAUCAGACUUUGCGCAGAAACUGCUACACGAUCUCCGGAGGCGGAAAGAACGGAUGGCUGCAUCUCAAAGCUCAAGUAGUUCAAACACAAUGUCCAGAGAUGCACAUGGAAACCCUGGGCAAACCUACAGAGGAUCCCAAAAGAUAAAAGCACCUGAAUCUGUUGGUUCCAAAACUGUGACCUCUCAGAGAAGGCAGAAUGGAGGGAAUCGGGUACUGACACUUGAAGAAUCUUCACAACAGAUUGUUCCUUAUGGAAGAGGCCGAAACUCAGAACAACUAGGAGACCUGUCCAUGGCCCUCACUUUUGCACUUCAGAAUGGAGGAAAACUCAGUAAAUUGGAUUCUUCAGGCAAUGACUCAAUGCUAGGUUUCCUCCGUCAUAUUGGUAGGAAAUCACUGGACAUCGUGAAGAUACAACGAAGAAGCAGUUUUGACAAGCACCGCCCACCAACUAUCCAGUUCCCUACAAUCUCUCAUCUUCAUAUCAAAGAUAUAUCAAGAGGGGUACAGAACUUAAACCAGAUUCUAAGAGCCUGUUCCAAUGGCCUCAACUUUGAUGGGUAUUCCAUAGAAAUUGGGAAGGAACUGUUGAAAGGGGCAAUGGAUUUGGAAGAGUCCCUGAGAGUGCUUGCCAACCUGCAGGAAGCUUCAGAGUACAUGAUCAGCCCUCAGAGAAAAAGUCGAAUCAGAUUACUCGAGGAGGAUGAGGAGGAUGAAGAUAACACUGGUAAAAUAGUUGAACAGAAACAACUGGACCUGCCAAGGUUCUCCUUUGAUAAGCCCUCCAGGAAUUCUCAUGGCAACAAAGAGGUUGUGAGGACCGAUCGCAAGCAGAGGCUGUUGGCCUUGACGUAUGCAACUGAAGCUGCAACUCAACCCAAGAAGCAAGCUCCAACUACCUCAAAUUUGAUGCCUCAUAGGAGGUCCGCCAGUUGUGGCACGGAUUUCAAAUCUCUUUCGCCAUUCCAAGAAACAAGAAAUCACUCCAGUUCGUUCCACUCCACACAAGAAAAGGGGAGAACGGCAAAUGUAAUUGCAAAGUUAAUGGGCUUGGAAGAACCUCCUGAGAAGGUAGAUUCACAGAUCAAAGAAAAAGAAUCAAGCUUGCAGCAGAAAGGAAUGGUAAUGCAGAAGACUGAACAUGCAAGAACCAAGAAUGUUACACCAAAGAUCAAAAAUGUCGAGAAUCAAGCUCCCCACACCAUUAAAGAAAAGUUGAUACAAGCCAACAAAAUACCACCAAAUCGAGUUACUACAUUUACACAGAGACCUGAAAAAAUCCAGGAGACCACGAAUGCCUACACUGACAUGAUGUUACCUAAUGGCAAACCACAAAGGCGGGACUUGGAAAAAGCAUAUGGAAUAGAUGCAGUGUCAGGCUCAACAAAGACUGCCACUUCCAUAAAUAUCAAACAAAGCAGCAUUAUCCAAUUGAAUCACCUUCCUGGAAGCCACUGGAAUAUACAGGAGAACGAAAGAGGGCUCAAUAAUCCAAUGCAAAAGGAACAGAAAAGCACAGAAAAGGGUCAGACCAGGGAACCAGUCUUGAAGGAUGAGCGGCAGCAGAGAGCAGCACAGAAGCAUAGAAGUCCAGACAUUCCAGACAUACUGCAAGAAAAUGCUGAGAACAAUGAAAUUGCAAUUCAAGUGGAAAAGCAAAAUGCAAACAGGCUUCUUCCAAGCAAUCAACAGAAGCCCCGGGACAACUAUGGAUUGCAUCAGCUGCACAUGCUCCAAAAUAUAGAGCAUCAACAGGAAAAACACCAUGUUGAAAAAAGAAAGCAGACUGCCAAAGAGAAGAUGCAGCCCAGAAAACUUAAAGGAAGUCAAGCAGAACCCAAGGUUUCAUUGAAACCCACAUAUGGUUCAAGAAGUUUACAAAAGAAGCAGGCAGUUACGUGCCAAACAACACCUAGUAAGAUAAGUUCUAUGCAACCUACUGGUGCAAAUUCAGCUAAAGAGUUGCCAAAUAGCAAACACAAUGAAGAUCUUGCCAGAGAUGAAAGUUCAACCAACUCCAUAGCCAACCCGAAAAAGUCCAAGAAUGGAAAGUCAGAUCAGAAAGCAACUUUAAGUGGUGGAGUGCCAUCACCUAUACAAGAGAAUCCUGUGCAUGUCCCAGCCACAUGGAAGAAGGUAGAUUAUAUGCAAGUGCAAAGAAGUGAGACUCCUAAAAAGAUAGCUGGAGUAAUGACAAGACAAAAUGGAACUCUGCGUAACACGGCAAAACCAUUGAAGCGUCAAAUUUCCAUUUUGCAAGAGAUGAAACAGACAAGGCAUGACAAAACUAGCAGUUCCAGAGGAGAAGAAAAAUUCAGUGCCAAUUGGUCCAAAGAAGCAGAAGUGGGCAUCAUUGGAUCCAACAAAUCACAACCAACAAUGCAACCACUGAAUGGGGUACAACAAUUGCACAACGAAGCCGAAAAGACCACUACUUUGUACAGUUCUGUUGGAGACCCUAAAGUUCCACAAGCCCUAAUUUCAAGUGACAGUGUAAGUGCACCUUAUCAAAACUUAUGA
Ilex paraguariensis (yerba mate) is the source of this 2532-nucleotide messenger RNA. The record is from the annotation of a GenBank genome assembly. NCBI's taxonomy places the organism in Eukaryota, Viridiplantae, Streptophyta, Magnoliopsida, Aquifoliales, Aquifoliaceae.